Molecule: messenger RNA, 1092 nt
Organism: Saccoglossus kowalevskii
Lineage: Eukaryota; Metazoa; Hemichordata; Enteropneusta; Harrimaniidae
Product: putative acetylcholine receptor chaperone
Biological process (GO): chaperone-mediated protein complex assembly; positive regulation of protein localization to cell surface
Cellular component (GO): endoplasmic reticulum
Source: RefSeq, a predicted model, not a curated record
CUGAGCAAUAUGGCGUCCAAUGUGCUGAUCGCACUGUCCAUAGCUAUAGGAAUCUUUUUUGUUUUCACUGGUAGCUUGAAGGUCACGCCUGCACUUAAUAAGCAGAUACACGAUGAACUCAGAAAAGAUUUUGGUAAAUAUGCCAGAGAUUUCCCGUUGAGACAGUACACUGGAUGGAAACCCAAGUCUAAACUUUACAUGAAGACUAUUGGAUGGUUUGAAGUGAUAUGUGGUGCAGUACUGGUAUUUUUACCAAGCUCUAAACUUAAAAACCUUGCAAACUUGAUACUACUAGGAAUAAUUACAGGUGCAAUCUACACCCACCAUAUUAUAGGAGAUCCUAUCGCAAAGUCCACUGGUGCCAUUAUUUUCUGGCUAUUACUGGUCACUAGGUUUAUAAUUGCUGUUAAAUUCCAACCCAAGGAACGAAAGUUAAAGUCACGAUAGAGUGCCAUGAUGUUACACAAUGUAAUAGCUGGCAAUAAAAAAUGGGUUAAAUCAUAGUAAAGGUCAAAUCAUUAGUGAAAGUUCAAGUGUCAAAUCAUAGUGAAUGACAUUUUUAGAGUCAAAUUAUUAGUGAAAUGUUAAGUGUCAAAUCAUAGUAAAUGAAAUUCCCAGGGUCAAAUCAUAGUGAAGGAUCUGAUCAGAGAGGUUUUAUCUGAGUAAGAUAAUUGUGUAAAUUUGUAAUUGUUGUUGGUCGACCAUUAAAAUUUAGUUUAAAACUAUAAUUGAAGGAAAAGCAAAAUUUAAUAGGUCUUCUCCAAAUCUGAAGUUUUCAAUUGUCAUCUCCUUGCCACUAUGAAUAGAAUGAAUAUUCACAGUGUUCUGUUUGUAAAUAAUUUUAUAUUAAUUAAAAGAUAAUUUUAAAGUUCGUUGAUUGCAAUGUGAAAUUUAAAUAACUCUUUUUCAGUAUGAAUUAUAUGCACCUUUUGUAUGUUCGAGUUCCCUCACUCCCCCUCCCCCUCCUCCUCCUCCCUACUUCACUCACUGGCAAUUCUAUAGCCAUAUCAGCAAUUUAUAAACAAAGUCAAAAUCCAAUUUCUAGUACGUCAUUUCAAAAUCACCUUUUAAUCAUGUCAUUGUGGCAAUAUA